Fonsecaea pedrosoi CBS 271.37 is the source of this 1245-nucleotide messenger RNA. RefSeq lists its product as uncharacterized. The record is from RefSeq and is a predicted model, not a curated record. Bases 1 to 1245 code for a protein of 414 amino acids. The transcript is spliced from 2 exons. Gene Ontology annotation, biological process: proteasome-mediated ubiquitin-dependent protein catabolic process; protein monoubiquitination; protein polyubiquitination. Lineage: Eukaryota; Fungi; Ascomycota; Eurotiomycetes; Chaetothyriales; Herpotrichiellaceae. Gene Ontology annotation, molecular function: ubiquitin conjugating enzyme binding; cyclin binding; ubiquitin protein ligase activity. Gene Ontology annotation, cellular component: ubiquitin ligase complex; cytosol; nucleus.
AUGCCUAAGCCAAAAAUUGUUCUUUACGCGGAAGCCCUGACCCACAUCGGGCAAUUAACUCUGCACGCCUCUCUACAAACGGAGAAGAAUGAACACACGAAAAUACUACUUUCGUCAGACAAGAAAGUCAUCACCGCCCUUCACGACGGUGAAUCUUCCAGCAUCUAUCUCCCAACUCAGAUUUCGGGCACUGCUCACGUCACAUUUCCCAUUGAUAAGAGGACAGAAAUCUCGACUCGGUUGCAGAUCGACGACGUUGGGCAGCUAAAGUCUGCAAGUGAUGGAUUGAGCGAUAUCGAAGCACCUUGGUCUGCAGUCAGCCUGCAUAGACAUAGUUCUAUUUCCUGCAGCCAAUGCGAGGCUACUAUUCUGAUGUCGGACAAAGUCGUCACCUGGAAAGAUUUGCCAAGCGAGAACUGGGCCGAGUUGAUGGACUUUUGGUUCUGCCACAAACCUCAUAACAAGCCGUCUACGCAUGAUCAAACAGCCCAUUCCGCGAACAUCGCCGCAAAGGGUAGAGUCACUCCCUCUCCUGGGGUGGGUUUAGUGGAUACCGUUUCGUUUUUCUUGUGUGGAGAAGAUUGUGUGAAUAUCGAGGUGACCAAGGAUGCUACGAAGGAAGGCGUCGAUAGUCUUCGUUGCCUUGCUUGUAACGGCUGGCUCGGAUCUGGCGCAGCGGGUGAGAACAACUACCGUCUUUACAAGUCCAGGUUAGCAGUAGUUCCAGAGCAAGGCCAACCGCCCGAGCGAUUCCCGGCAGCUGUCUUUCUGACCGCUCAGCUGCUGUCACUCAUUGGGAGCUCCGUCAGUCGUAGGGUGGUCGUCCAUGACGACAAGCCAUCUGAGUCCGAAAGUGGGCGUCCAGGUCUUCUCCUCUGGAUUUUCAAUCCUGAUAUCUAUUACUCCAGCAGUAAACGUGGACCCACUGCUCACCGGGCCAUGAAGGUAUUUUACAAAUCGCUUCCUAACCCAGAGGAGUUUCUGGAUGGUGCUGGUUCGAACUGUGAAGAGCUUGUUGUUCCCGAAGAAGACUUUUCCGACUUCAGACGGACCUUGGAAGAAAGCACAGAAAUCCUUCCCCCAUCGGCGCGAACCUUUCAGGAGUGGGACGUCGGUCUUCUGGAUCGUUGGGAAAAGAAUGCAACAGGCUCUGCGAGGAUGGAUGAAAACCCCUUGAACAAGAAGGUGGAAGAAGGAUUCGAGUUGUUCAAACUGCCGGCAGGAAUGGAAGAGCUUUAUCUUUGA